Molecule: messenger RNA, 2940 nt
Organism: Prorocentrum cordatum
Lineage: Eukaryota; Dinophyceae; Prorocentrales; Prorocentraceae
Source: the annotation of a GenBank genome assembly
AUGCGCCAGCGGACCUACACAGCGAAGCAGGACGACACAGACGUGCUCGAGGUCGAGUCAACAAAUGGCCGGGAGAUGAGCGGCGAGGAGGUCGUGCUUGCUCCGCCCCAGAGCUGUGGCAACACGACCACGGGUGACUGGUGCUCCAUCUCCAUCCAGUGGCUGAGGGACUCCGGGUUCGGGGAGCACCCGGAUUGGUACCCCGGCCUCAGCCACGAGUCCACCGACAGGGAGAUCCAGGCCGAGCUCCACAGGCAGGGCAAGGUCGGCUGCCCCGAGCCCUGCCAAGAGCGGAGGCCAGACAUGACGACGACGACGUCGACGGUGGCACCCUCUUGCACUGACGCGGAAGAGGGCUCGGCUUGCUUCGACGCGGUUAUGGCUGAGAUUGGAGGAAUCGAUAUCAAGGUGGCGCUUGAUGAAUUGGCCUCUACCUUCAGGAAGGUGCAGGAACGUCUUUAUCACAGCAUGAAGGCGGGCUGCACCAGACCAUGCGCUGCGUUGCAUUCGCAAAAGGUGAUUGACCAACGCGGCUACAUGAAGAAGCCAGUGGAAGAUAUGACUAUGAAUGAGAUGAAAAUCUAUUUCGACGGCGAUUGGGACGGCAUGGUCCCCGCGUCCACCUCCCGCUUCGCGAUCCCGACCCAGGACACAGCGGAGGCCUCGACAACGGAGGCCGUGUUGUCUGACGAUGCCGCUGCGGAGAACGAAUCCGAGGAGGCCUUGACUUAUGAGAGCGCCGCGGAGAUCGCUGCGGAGAACGCAUCCAGUAUGGAGCCCAUGGCGCUCCAGAAGGCCUCCCCCGAGGAGAUCGACGCGGACACCUACGUGGCGUCUGGUCCGGACGAGUCGAACAACUCAUGGUUAUUGGGCCCGUUCGGGAGGGGUUCGACCUUUACCACCGGGAGGGAUGGCGACGGGCUCGUGGGCAGGAUCGUGGAGGGCUCGACCGCGAACAGAGCCACGGAGACCGCUGCGGAGAACGCAUCCGAUUUGGAGCCCCCGGCGCCCGAGGAGCACGUGGCUGCAGAGGGCGUCGCAGAUGCCGCUGCGGAGAGGAGCCUGCCCGUGCCCGAGGUGGAUGCGAAGCUCGCUGCUGGCGAGGAUGAGCCGCUGCCCUAUGUCGACGAGGACGGUGUGGAGACGAGCCCGGCCGAGGAGCGCGAGGAUGCGUCCCAGCAGGCGCCCCACGACGCGGCCUGGGAGGGCACCGUCGCGGGGGCAAUUUUGGAGGCCAGCACAAAUCCCGACGCCACCUCGGAGGCCGACCAGCUGAAGGCCGAGCUGGAGAAGCUGAAGGCCGAGAAUGACGCCUUGAAGCAGUCGACCGAGCUGGAGAAGCUGAGGGCCGAGAACGAGGCGCUGAAGCGGGCGGCCGAGCUGAAGGCCGAGAACGAGGCCUUGCAGCAGGAGCAGAGCAACGCCUCCCAGCCCGCCGAGGAGCAGCGCAGCUCGGCAGCGGACCCUGCCGAGGAGGAUGGCGGCGUCGGCCAACCCGCCGACGAGCAGGGCGGCGCCGUCCGGCCUGCCGAGCCCGCCGAGGCCGCCCCGCCUGCCGGGGAGCGGGGCGGUGCCGGCGAGCCCGCCCCAGAGCGGGGCGACGCGGUCCACCCCGUGGACAAGCAGGCGAGUCGAACCGCAGCGCACUGCCGUUGCUUCUCCUCCUGCCUCCGCCGCUGCCUUGCCUUUUGCUGCAACUUCUUCUGCCUCUUCUUCCGUUUCCUCCUCCUCGGCCUCCUCUUCUGCCUCUUCUUCUGUUCCGUCCUCCUCGGCGGGCGCUGCGCUUACUUCUUAUCAUUAUUAUUAUUCCGCCUGCUCCUUCUCAUCCUUGCUUUUCGUCCUGCUUUUCCCUCCUUGCCCUCCUCCUCCUCCUGCUCAUCCCUAUCCUCCUCUGCCCUUCUUUUUCAUCUCUCUAUCCCUCCCCUCCGCGGAUCGCCGAGGUGGUGGAUCCGGAGCCCAUGCCCAUGAUCUCCACAGACGAGGUGCUGUCCCCGGAGGAGACGGAGGAAUCCCCCGAGGAGAUGAGGGCUAGGAUCAGGAAGGAGCUUCUCAAGGACAUGUCCGCCACUACCACGCGCGCCGAGUCCCCUGCCGACGUGGCGGACGAGAUUAGCGAGGAGCUUCUGAAGGAGAUGUCCGUCAGCACCACGCACUUGGAGAGCCCUGCCGAUGUCGCCAACGAGAUUAGCGAGGAGCUUCUGAAGGAGAUGUCCAUCAGCACCACGCACGCAGAGACCCCAGCCGAGGCGGAGAGCAGGAUAAGGGAAGAGCUCCUGAAGGCAAUGACAGCCAGCUACACUGCCCCAGAGACCCCCGUCGAGCUGGAGAGAGAGACGAGGGAUGAGCUCCUGAAAUUGAUGUCUGUCAGCACCACGCCCGCAGAAACUCUUGCCGAGAAGGCAAAGCGGAUGAGGGAGGAACUCCUCAAGGAUAUUUCAGACAUCACCACGCCCACGGAGACCCCCGCUGAGGUCGAGAGCAUGGCGAGGGAUGAGUUCCUGAAGGAGCUCGCGGCCGAGACCACAGCCCCAGAGACGCGAGAAGAGAUGAAGGCCAGGAUGAAGGCUGAAAUGUUGCGUAAGCUGGAGGAGGAGGCGCUAAAGGAGAAGCAGAACAUGGAGGCAGAUGUGAGGAAUGAUCUGCAUGACGAACUCAGCAAAGGGACUGUGGACGCAAUGGGGGAGUAGUCUGCACGUUCCUGUAGUGAAACGGGCUGGGGUUAUCUAGUACGUAUGUUUGUUGAUUUAGGUCACAUGUUGCUAGGACUGGUUUCUUUGCUGCUACGCCUGAUUGAGGACGGCAGCGAUGGCAGAUGAACCUUGUUCUUGGUAUAGGUUCGCGCUGUUAAUACAAAAAACCUUUGCUUGUGGCGGUCGGCACGGCGGCGGAUAUUGUCGUCAGUUAACAAGUGGUGGGCCAUCAUUUUUCGCUUGUGUCGCG